AUGUUUCACCGCCGUCGCAAUGCUACUGUCACUCGCACCAGCAAACCAACGCUGAUGACCCGUCUCAAGGGACGCAAUGCGAGAUCGCGCACUAUCAAGACUACAACCACCACCCACCCGAACACACAUGCCACGCAUGCCACACAUGGCCACCACGGUCACCACGGUCACCAUGGACAUGGCUAUGGAGCAACGACCACCCGUACCGCACCUGCCCAUCACCACCGCCGCAAGGCAAGUCUCGGUGACAAGUUCUCGGGUGCCAUGUUGAAGUUGAAGGGGUCGUUGACACACCGUCCAGCUGUCAAGGCUGCCGGAACCCGUCGCAUGCAUGGCACGGAUGGACGUGGAAGUCGCGCUCAUCGUGUCUACUAAGUUACGCUGUACAAUGUCACGAGCUAUGAAGCAGAGUAUGGAUAUCCCUUUUUGCUUAAAUGUAUAAUAUGAUUUGAAUCCCCAUCUGGUUUGAAGUUCUUUUCCUAUG
This is a messenger RNA of Penicillium canescens, 484 nucleotides long. RefSeq lists its product as uncharacterized. Lineage: Eukaryota; Fungi; Ascomycota; Eurotiomycetes; Eurotiales; Aspergillaceae. The coding region runs from base 1 to 375 and encodes 124 amino acids. The record is from RefSeq and is a predicted model, not a curated record. The transcript is spliced from 2 exons.